Hordeum vulgare subsp. vulgare (domesticated barley) is the source of this 1198-nucleotide messenger RNA. RefSeq names its product E3 ubiquitin-protein ligase CSU1. Gene Ontology annotation, molecular function: ubiquitin protein ligase activity. NCBI's taxonomy places the organism in Eukaryota, Viridiplantae, Streptophyta, Magnoliopsida, Poales, Poaceae. The transcript is spliced from 2 exons. Gene Ontology annotation, cellular component: nucleus. The record is from RefSeq and is a predicted model, not a curated record. The coding region runs from base 182 to 1096 and encodes 304 amino acids.
CUUCGUCUCCACUCCACCAGAUCAAACCAUCUCCUCGUCGAGUCCUCUUCCCCGUCAAAUCUAGGGUUAAUACUUGGACGACGCACCUCACAGCAGUACCGCAUCGCCUUCCUCCUCGCGCCCGCGCCCGCCCCUCCCGCCCGCCUGCCGGUAGGGGAGACGAAGGCGGGGGCCAGCGAAGAUGCCGCAGCGGCACUCGAAGAACAACAACGACCUCGCCUUCUUCACCUACGAGGAGAAGCGGAAGCUCGGGUACGGCACCCAGCGGGAGCGGCUCGGCAAGGACUCCAUCAAGCCCUUCGACGCCUGCUGCCUCUGCCUCAAGCCGCUCAUCGACCCGCUCGCCUGCCCCAAGGGCCACACCUUCUGCAAGGAGUGCAUCCUCGAGUGCCUCCUCGCGCAGAAGAAGGACAUCAAGCGCAAGCUUAUUGCUCAUGACUCCCAGAAAAGGCAAGAAAAGGAAGAGGAGGAGGAGAAGCUGACGCUGCAAAAGUCUAAGGAGUUGGAUGCUUUUGAUCAGCAGAAUCAUGGAGCGGUCCCCCAAUACUAUGAUCGCAGUGGUUCCCAAGACAAGAAUGGUUUUCAUGGAGCCAACAGUGUGAAGACUACCUCCUUUGAAGAGGAAGCCCUACGCACGAUGAAGGCGUUCUGGCUUCCGUCAGCUACACCCGAAGCUACUGUCAAGGUAGAUGCUCCUUCUACUGACACAAUCUGCCCUGAGGGGCAGGAGAAGCUCAAGCUGAAAUCACUCUUCCCUAUUUCUUUCACUGAGGAGAACGCUCGUCAGAAGAGCAAUAAGUCAGUGGAGAAAAGCUACAUCUGCCCCAGUUGCAAGUCCAAUCUCACAAACACAAUGUCCCUGGUGGCGAUCAGCACCUGUGGCCAUGUCUUCUGCAAGAAGUGCUCGGACAAGUUCAUAGCAACAGAUAAGGUCUGCUUAAUGUGCAACAAACCAUGCAAAGAGAGGAAUUUGGUUAAUUUGGAGAAAGGAGGAACGGGUUUCGCCGCGCAUGAUGACCACCUUGAGGCAAAGAACUUCAAGCAUUUAGGGAGUGGUUCUGGCCUAGGAUUGGUGAAGCCUGCUCCUAAGGCGUAGACUUAAAUUAUGUAACUGCUGUUGUAUAAUGCUGCCAGUUAUCGUUGUGGCAUGAAUAUAUGUAAACUGGAUCUUUUUAAGGUUUUGAUAUCUUUUUGAUAA